AUGUCCCAGCGAGCAGAUGCCUCCCAGUGUGGCGGGGUUGUGGUCGAGUUUGAGUCUGGAGAAAUCAAGGAUGCAAGAGUUAAACAAUCCACGAGUAUACCAGGUUUAGCUCUUAUCUACCUCAAGGGUCCCAAGUUUCUCAUCUAUGUCAGUGGAGCUUUGUCAAUGUGGGGUGACCGUAUGUGGCACUUUGCAAUCUCUGUGUUCCUGAUUGAGCUGUACGGCCGUAACCUGCUGUUGACUGCUGUGUUUGGAUUGGUAGUGGCUGGGUCAGUGCUCCUACUUGGAGCUUUGAUUGGAGACUGGGUUGAUCGUAAUCCUAGGAAUAAAGUUGCACAUGCAUCCCUCUUCAUUCAGAACAUCUCAGUAACAAUAUGUAGCAUUGUGCUCAUGUUGGUGUUUUUAUAUAAGCAAAGGAUUGAACAGAUCUGGGAUGGAUGGCUUACUGUGGUUUGUUAUACGGUGGUGAUCGUCCUGGCAGAUGUGGCAAACCUUGCAAGCACAGCAUUGACCAUUGCCAUUCAGAGGGACUGGAUUGUUGUUAUCACAGGCUACAACAGAGGUCACCUAGCUGGAAUGAAUGCGACCAUGAGGCGGAUAGAUCAGGUGACUAACAUCCUGGCCCCACUAGCAGUGGGACAGGUCAUGACCCUGGCCUCCAAUGUAGUUGGCUGUGGCUUCAUCCUGGGCUGGAACCUUGUGUCUCUUAUCGUGGAGUUCUUCUUCUUGUCCCGGGUGUACCGCAUCGUCCCUGCUCUUUCAAUCAAACCACCAGUAGAGGAUGAGGAUGAGGAUGAGGAUCAGGCUCAGGCGUAUCUGCAGAGGAUGGAGAGGAGGACGUCACAAGAGGAAGGUGAUGUAGCACAUCCUCACCCUCUAACAGAAGAUAACUGCAACACAAGCCUCAACCUUAAAGAAAUCACAAACCUGCCACUGUGUUUCCGGAGGUUUCGAUGGCUGGUAAGCACCUGUAAGGACGGCUGGAGGGCCUACUACCGUCAGCCUGUCUUCCUUGCAGGAAUGGGCCUGGCUUUUCUCUACACCACAGUCCUUGGAUUUGACUGCAUCACUACUGGCUAUGCCUACACUCAGGGAAUAAGCGGCUCCCUCCUCAGUCUGCUUAUGGGUGUUUCAGCUAUCACUGGGCUGAUGGGCACUGUGAUGUUCACUAGGCUGAGGAAGACCUACGGCCUGGUUAAUACAGGCAUCAUCUCUAGCUGCCUUCACCUGGGCUGCUUGCUGCUGUGUGUGUGCUCUGUGUUUGCCCCAGGCAGCCCUAUGGAUCUUAACUUGCUGGUGCCUUCUAUUACCCCCAACUCCUCUACUGAGCUUGGAGGAAUGGCAAGUCAAAGGCAGAAACACACAUAUCCCCUGCGGGGAGGCAGUAAUCAGCCACUGCUACCAGAUCGCUCCUCAAUCCACUGGACCAAUAACACUGUCCUUUUUGACAACGUGCCCUCGGGCACAGCACCAGAAUCAUACAUCUCCAUCAUUCUGCUGUUUUUGGGCGUCAUCACAGCACGCAUUGGUCUCUGGUCCUUCGACCUGACUGUGACCCAGCUUCUGCAGGAGAACAUCUGUGAGUCAGAGAGAGGUGUUGUAAAUGGAGUGCAAAGCUCUAUGAAUUACCUGAUGGACCUGCUUCACUUCAUCAUGGUGAUCUCGGCUCCACAGCCACAGCACUUUGGCAUCCUAGUUAUAAUUUCUGUAUUAUUUAUCACCACUGGGCACACAAUGUACUUCUUUUAUGCACACAAAGCCAAGAGAAAACUCCGCCUGGACACAUAAGGAGCAUACACAGCCUGUAUGUCAAUGUAUGAGAUGCUUAAACCAGCACUGACUCCACUCUGCAACUGUGAAAUGAAUGUCUUCCUCCUGUACCGCAGCAAACGUAUUGCAACACUCCACUUCCGACUUAGCCAUUCAUUUCAGCACAACACAGCAAGUGCCUGUCCCACCUCAGUUGCUUUCUUCCUGCAGGGCCCGCGCCAGAGCAGCAAACAACUCAGGUGAAAUAGAGUGGGAGACAUGCUCUUCCUUCGUGUACAUAAGUUGAGGUGGCUACAAUAAAUGCAGCAAUGGUACCUCCAGGAGAAAUGUCCUCAUCUAACUUACAUCAGGACCCAAAGGCACCAGCGCAUGCCUUUGCAAAACCCUGCAGGAUUACUGCAAGACUUUCAUCAAACAAGCUUGUUAACUUACAUAGCUAUUUGAAUGGAAGAGUGGAUGGAAAGAGAUUUUUCUAACCUUCACUCAGUAAAGAACUGGUGUUGAGUACUUCUACAAGUGGCAUUGAUGUUACUGAUCCGUCCACUUGGAAAUAUUCCAGGAUGUCCAAAAGGAACAUAAAGGGAACUUGUUGUAAGAUUGUUUGAUAAAAGAAAAAUCAGAAAGGCAGCCGCCCCUUUUAAUGGACAGAAGUGAAAGGACAAAGUUCGUCCUUCCCCUGGUUUGUUUCUCUGUGGAUGAAUCAAGCAAACAUUUGAACUUCUUUUGUGCAUGUAAACCUGGCUUAUGGAUUACAAUAACAAAAAUAUUCACACAAUGUACGGUACUUUCAAAGUUUAACGGAUUAAUUCUAACUGCUUGUACACUUAAAAAUAGAUUCUAAACUUUCUUUCCUUCCAGUAUAGAGAGUGAUAAUAGUUAUAUAGAAUAUCAAGAGGAAAGCAAUCUUCUUUUUGUGACAUGUUUGAAAUCAGUGAUAAGCUACAUGUUGAUAGCAUUUGUCAAUCAUUGCUAAUGGCAGUGUUUAAAUCUUGCUUCUUUCUUUUGUAGUUCAGAUGAACUAAACAUUACCUUACCUCAACUAAGAACAAGAACACUGUUAGCAAUAUACCUUUGGACUUAUUAUCAGCUAUUGUAUGUUUUCAUAUAUCCUUCAUGUACAGUGGAAAUAACAUCAAAGUUCAACCAUUUGUCAAUCAAACAGAAACACAUCUCAAUAUAUUUGUUCAAUUUCCCUGUGACCUUUCUGUAUUGCAUGUUGUCCUUAUUCUUCAGACUGAUAAUUGUGACAAUAAAGAUGACUG
Messenger RNA from Labrus mixtus (cuckoo wrasse), 3032 nucleotides. RefSeq names its product solute carrier family 40 member 1. Gene Ontology annotation, cellular component: membrane. Bases 1 to 1788 code for a protein of 595 amino acids. Gene Ontology annotation, biological process: iron ion transmembrane transport. The transcript is spliced from 8 exons. The record is from RefSeq and is a predicted model, not a curated record. Gene Ontology annotation, molecular function: iron ion transmembrane transporter activity. Lineage: Eukaryota; Metazoa; Chordata; Actinopteri; Labriformes; Labridae.